GAGUUCACUCCAGCCAACAGCAGCCAGUCGAGCUCGGCUCUCGCUCGAGCAUUCAAUCUUUCGUUUUUAGACGUGCACACAUCUGUUACCGAGACGCGCCGCGUGCAUAUCUUGCCUCGAGUGUUAGUUUUUUUUAUUUUCAUCCAAAAGUAAGAGGUCGAAGAAAGAAGGCAAGAAAGGCAACGAAAACGAGUGUCAGUGGGGACAGUGUGCAGAUCCUGACAUCUCCAAUCUUUUCCCGCAGUCGGCUUGCUCGAGGAGCCGUAGCAUGUCUUGACAAAGACAAGCGUGGCUAGUCGGCAGGAGAGCGGCGCUGGAAACGGCAACGAGGAGGAGUGGCGAGGGUUGCAAGGCUGGAGGGGCAGGCCGGAGGACUCGUCGAAUCACCCGUGGCCGCAGAGUCGCCGAGCGCGACUAGGGGAUGGCCAAGAUGGCGAUCGGCCAGCAGUUCGCCGGCAACUACACGCUGCCACCGCUCGCCAGGAUCUUCCAUGAGUUCCCUCACCUCAACGGCACCCUGCACUUCGUCAACAACACCUUCGAUCCCCACUCCGAGAUCUACCUCGAGAGCCUGGUGAUCCUGGGCAGCGUGCCGGCGGCAUUGCUGAUCCUCACGCUGCUGAUCCUGCUGGUGUACUUGAUAACGCGCUGCUGCGACCGCAAGCCGCGCCAUCGACGCAGCAUCGCCGUGCUCAAGUGCUUCUUGGCCAUCUUCUCGCUGGUCUGCAGCGCCGCGGUCGCCGUCGGCCUCUGGGGCAACGACGACGUGCACAACGCCUACGACGACUUCAUCAAGGCUGUGCAGCCUCUCAACAAGGACAUCGAGCAGUUCAAGAACCAGUCGUUCCUGCUGCAGGACCUGCUGAAGAGCAAGCUGCAGCCGGAUCUGGACUCGCUGCGCGACCAGUUCGACGCACCGGCGAGUAACAAGACGGCGGUGGAGGAACUGCUGAGGUCGCUGGCGAGGAUGCAGGCGAACGCGACGACGGCGCUGAACAAGAGCCUGGAGAUAAGGAAGCCGCUGGCCGGCGUCAGCCUGGGCCCGGCGAUCGAGCUGGCCAAGCUCGUGGAGACCUUCCGCUGGCCCGUCACCAUGGCCCUGCUCUCGGCUCUGCUCAUACUCUGCGUGGUCCUGCUGGUCGGCGUCGCGCGACACUCCCGAUGCGCCCUCAUCACCUUCUCCGUGUUCGGCCUAUUCGCCGUGAUCGUCUCCUGGCUCACGGCCUCCGUGUACCUGGCCUCGAGCGUGGCGCUCGGCGACCUCUGCGUCUCGCCCGACGGCUACCUGGGCCGCUCGGCGCCCUCGCCCUUCGCCACCGACGUGUUCACCUACUACGCGCACUGCGACAGCACGCGCAAGAACCCCUUCACCUACAUGCUCGGCGACAUGAAGAAGGCCACCGACGAGAUGAGGCGCACGCUCGACCUCGUCAAGCAGAUCGCCCUCGCCAUCUUCGACGACGCCAAUCUGCAGACCCGGCUCACGGGCGUGCUCAACGACGUCAACGCCAUCGACUCCAAAAUCGCCAGCCUCACCUCCGUGCUCGACUGCAAGAGCAUACACCAGUACUACGUGAAGGUCGCCAACGCGCUCUGCCACACCGGACUAUUCGGACUGACCCUGAUGCUGCUGUCGAGCGUCGCAGCAGGCUUCCUCUUCACGAUCCUCGUCUGGAUGGACUCGCACACCUGGAUCUACAUCAGAAAGCGGAACGACUACCAUCAGGUGAACGAGCACGACCCGUACCUGCCGGCGCCGCAGGCCUCGCAGGCAAUCGCAGCGCGGACACUCCGAGGCCAAGGGUCGUACCCGCCUACAGCCCCCCCUCUUAAUACCAAUGCUCAUGGCAACCAUACUAUUAAGCAGCCUCUAUUGCUAACGCCGCCCCCGCCGUCUUAUGCUACUGCGACCGCUCGCGCACGUCAGAUGCACGACAGCAUGUCAAAAGGUGGGGGCCUUAACGGCAGCGGAAUCGGGGAUCACAAACCGAGUCAGCAUAAUCAGUCAAGCGGACGGUCUGACCAUCGUGCCGGGCUCGGGGAUCAGCCUGGCCAGUACGCGACUCUGAGCAAGCAGUGCAAGACCCUCGAAUCCAAUGACUUUUACUGAGGUCACGCCCCCUCGGGACCGGGAAGAGAUCCACCAUGGACGCCAAGUGUAGCCUCGUUCACAGGUGGCACGCUAUCGCACAACUCACACGGCAACCUGGGCGGACCGCAGCACUUGGCCACGUUCCAGGAUUCCCGUAAAACCCAAACCCUCGACCCAAAGA
Messenger RNA from Phymastichus coffea, 2273 nucleotides. RefSeq names its product protein tweety (gene tty). Gene Ontology annotation, molecular function: volume-sensitive chloride channel activity; intracellularly calcium-gated chloride channel activity. Bases 422 to 2110 code for a protein of 562 amino acids. The transcript is spliced from 8 exons. Gene Ontology annotation, cellular component: plasma membrane. The record is from RefSeq and is a predicted model, not a curated record. NCBI's taxonomy places the organism in Eukaryota, Metazoa, Arthropoda, Insecta, Hymenoptera, Eulophidae.